UUCAAUUUUGGGGUUUUAAAUCAAAAAGCGCGAGAUUUUGAGAGAACCCACACAGAGACUGAUUCAUGGGUUCCAAGGAGACUUACAGAAACGAACUCAGAACAGCGAUUCGCCAACUCAGUGAUCGAUGUCUUUAUACUGCAUCAAAAUGGGCAGCAGAACAAUUAGUUGGAAUAGAACAAGAUCCAGCGAAGUUUACACCAUCACAUACAAGAUUUCAAAGAGGAAGUUCUAGUAUUCGACGAAGAUUUGGUGGUGGUGGUACAAAUGAACCACCUUUAACACCACUUGCUGGCGUCUCUUAUAUAUCAACACCAAUUCAUGAAGAAGAUGAUAAUAAUGUUGAUAAUGAUUUUUAUUUACUUGCUAAAUCUUAUUUUGAUUGUAAAGAAUAUAGAAGAGCUGCUCAUGUUCUUAGAGAUCAGACAGGGAAAAAAGCCGUCUUCUUGAGGUCUUAUUCUAUUUAUCUGGCUGGCGAAAAACGUAAAGAGGAAGAGGUUAUUGAACUGGAUGGAUCUCUAGGUAAGAGUGAUGCCGUGAAUAAUGAGCUGGUUUCUCUUGAGAGGGAGUUAUCGGCACAGCGCAAAAAUGGCACCAUUGAUCCAUUCGGGUUGUAUUUAUAUGGGGUUGUGCUGAAAGAGAAAGGCCGCAAGGAUCUUGCUAGAACAGUCUUGGUGGAGUCAGUGAACAACUAUCCUUGGAAUUGGAGUGCUUGGUCAGAGCUUCAAUGUCUGUGCACUACCAACGACAUCUUGAAGAACCUCGAUCUCAAGAACCAUUGGAUGAAAGACUUCUUCCUGGGCAGUGCAUUCCAAGAACUAAGAAUGCACACUGAUUCCUUAGCACGAUACGAACACCUCCAAAGAACUUUCCGUUUCAGCAAUUACAUCCAAGCUCAAAUUGCAAAAGCUCAGUACAGUCUAAGGGAAUUUGAGGAAGUUGAAGUGAUUUUUGAAGAACUCCUGCGAAAUGAUCCAUAUAGAGUAGAAGACAUGGAUAUGUAUUCAAACGUUCUCUAUGCAAAAGAAUGCUUCUCCGCCUUAAGUUAUCUUGCCCACAGGGUAUUCCUCACUGACAAAUACCGACCGGAAUCUUGCUGCAUCAUUGGUAAUUAUUACAGUUUGAAGGGGCAGCACGAGAAAUCUGUAAUGUACUUUAGGAGGGCAUUAAAGCUCAACAAGAACUAUUUAUCAGCUUGGACUCUGAUGGGUCACGAAUAUGUUGAGAUGAAGAAUACCCCAGCUGCUGUUGAUGCUUAUAGGAGGGCUGUGGAUAUAAACCCAUGUGAUUACCGUGCCUGGUAUGGGUUGGGACAAGCAUACGAGAUGAUGUGCAUGCCCUUUUAUGCAUUGUAUUAUUUCCGUAAAUCAGUUUAUUUGCAGCCAAGUGACUCUAGGUUGUGGAUCGCCAUGGCCCAAUGUUAUGAAACUGAACAGCUUCACAUGCUUGAGGAAGCAAUUAAGUGUUAUGAAAGAGCAGCUAACUGUAAUGAUAGAGAGGCAAUAGCACUGCAUCAGCUUGCUAAGCUGCAUCAAGAGCUAGGACGUUCUGAAAAAGCAGCAUUUUAUUAUGAGAAGGACUUGGAGAGGAUGGAAGCUGAGGAGAGGGAUGGACCUAACAUGGUAGAAGCUCUGCUUUUUCUUGCUACACACUGCAGAGCUGAAAAGAGAUUUAGGCAAGCAGAGAUUUACUGCACCAGGCUCUUGGAUUACACCGGUCCAGAAAAGGAAACAGCAAAGAGUCUUUUGCGAGGAAUGAAAAUAGCACAAUCUGGUUACCCUCCAAUGGAUACUGAGCAUUUCCCUCCGUAAUAUCAAAUAUUUAUUGCUUGAGAAUGUAAUCCCUCCCAGAAGCCUGCUGUAUUUAUUGCUUGAGAAUGUAAUCCCUCCCAGAAGCCUGCUGUGCGUUAAGCUUCAGAAUCACAGGCGGAGACCAAGUCUUCUGAAACUCACUGCGGAAGCUUAAACUAUGCCAGCUUGUGAAUUCGUUAAUUUAUCCGAUCUUCUGUUAGCUUUAUCAAUGUUAACGUUGGUUCUGGAGUAUGGCAGAGACGUGAAAGGCAUUUCUUUCAUGUGUUGUAAUAUGUAAUUUAAGGUUGCUUUUUACUUUAUUUGUCCGCGAAGCAGUUUCAGCUUUGCAUGUUCUGUAGUGCAAAAUGUACUCUGAUUUAUUGAAUUAUUUGAUGUUCUAUUCUCAA
Messenger RNA from Papaver somniferum (opium poppy), 2197 nucleotides. Its product is annotated as anaphase-promoting complex subunit 8-like. Gene Ontology annotation, biological process: cell division. Gene Ontology annotation, cellular component: anaphase-promoting complex. Gene Ontology annotation, molecular function: protein binding. The transcript is spliced from 4 exons. The coding region runs from base 66 to 1811 and encodes 581 amino acids. Lineage: Eukaryota; Viridiplantae; Streptophyta; Magnoliopsida; Ranunculales; Papaveraceae. The record is from RefSeq and is a predicted model, not a curated record.